UCGGGUCCAAGACACCACACAGCGCGACCCAUCAGCAGUUCUACAUUAGCUCUCGUAUGGUGUGGGCGGGAAUCUUUAAUUUCUCGUGGAAGUUGAGAGUUUAGACUAUACGGAGCCGCUGUAGCGAUGGAUUCCAGUUACAGGCAAACAUGUUUACGACUUGAAGUUCCCGGCAGAGAAAAUGAACAACAAGAAGUAAUUUUCAUCAAAGGGAACUGGUCCGAUUCUCGUUUUGAACUUUUCAUUACUGACGGAAUCAACACUUGGAUAUGCAAAGCUUUGGAAAGUGAAGUCAAAGAGAGAGCAAGUCAAUGGGAUCAACCUGUGUCUGAUUACAUUGAGACUGCUGAACGUCAUUUAGGGUUUCGACAACCUGGUUCUACAUAUGGUUUUGUUGAUGCUGGUGAUGGACAUAAGAGAUUGUCGUGGACAUUUGAGAAGCAAGGAACAACGUUAGAAUGGCGAUGGAAAUGUAAACCAUCACCUGAUAACAAAAAGACGACUUCAGAAAUUCUGGAUUUUCUUAUGGAUGCGAAUAUACGCCUCAGUGAAGAAGUCGUUAGAAAGACGCAGUCAUUUGACAGGUUGAAACUGGAAGCUGAAAAAUGCUUAGCCCAGAGUGAGAAGUUCAGCAAUGAGAAGGCAGAGCUUGAAUCAGCUCUGUAUGCAAAGUUUGUUGGUGUCUUAAACUCAAAAAAGGCAAAACUGAGAGAACUGCGAGACCGACUAUCGAAGCAGGAACACAGUGGCAAAUCACCUCAGGAAGAAGAGGAGUCAUCCGGUAAAACUGAAUCUUAUCAUGAACAAACUGAUCAAGAAGAUAACAGUGGUGUAGAAUCCUCAAAGAAUGACGUUGGGACGUCAAGGAACAUAAGUACAAGUACGCGCUACAGUCGAAAGAGAAAAACAUAGGAGCAAGAUGCUUUGUAGCCGAUAGUAAUUGGUGCACCUUUUUAUAACAAAUUGGUCAUUAAUUUUUCUAUAUUUUUUUGUAAUGAAAAAUCUAAACUUUGGUAUGGAUAUGUUGUUAAGCUUUCGGUGUAUAUUUUCUCCCAUAACAGUGUUUAAAAUGGACAGGAA
Messenger RNA from Papaver somniferum (opium poppy), 1080 nucleotides. Its product is annotated as DNA repair protein XRCC4-like. Gene Ontology annotation, molecular function: DNA binding. Gene Ontology annotation, cellular component: DNA-dependent protein kinase-DNA ligase 4 complex; nucleus; DNA ligase IV complex. The coding region runs from base 127 to 912 and encodes 261 amino acids. The record is from RefSeq and is a predicted model, not a curated record. The transcript has 5 exons. Gene Ontology annotation, biological process: positive regulation of ligase activity; response to X-ray; DNA recombination. NCBI's taxonomy places the organism in Eukaryota, Viridiplantae, Streptophyta, Magnoliopsida, Ranunculales, Papaveraceae.